ACGCUGUACACGUACAGCGCUAGUACAGUUGUAUGUCUGUCCAUGGUAUAAACAAGCAGUGAAAAAGGAGACACUUUUCGACGAGUGAUUUGUAUGAAGUUCCACUGCCGUGAUAAUAUGCAAAACUGGCAAUGCUGCAGGUAAGCAGAUAAAUCAUAAUGGAACGUUAUCAUCGUAAAACUCCAUUGGAUGUUUUGAAGUCGAUGUGGUCAGCCAUACGGGAGGCUAUGGGCGGGGAACUUGAGCAUACCCGAUUAGUUAAGCACAUACAGAAACAAUUCACUUUCACAGCGGAACAAAUUGAAUCGUAUGUCACUAAUGCUGUUGUCGAUGGAUUGAUCCAAAUCGUUGACAAACCCAAGAAACCUAAGCCAAAGUCCGUUUAUCACUAUGCGUUACCAAAUAGUGAAAACUUCUCCUUUCCGGAUGAACAUCCGGAUGUUUAUUGCUAUGAGUGCCAUCGCGAGGGAAAUGUUUUGAAAUGUGUAAGAUGUGUACGAGUGUUUCAUCGUCGCUGUGUUAAAACAAUAGCCGACAAGUAUUCACAAAUGGAAAAAUUCACAACCAAGUAUAAACGCGUAAAUAUAGUUACAUUCGGUUUUUCUGAAACGAGCAAUAGAGAAAAUCGAACAAUGAUUUCCUCCGCACCCGUUAAUUCAAAUGGAAAUCAAAAUUAUAACCCUAUAUCAACAUCUCCGGUUGAUGCCAACGAAAACAAUACUGCUUCGCUCGUUGACCCUUCAUCUGCACGAGCAGUCAAGUACGAAGAAGAUUCAGAUGUGAAACAAGAGCAUUUAAUAGAUGAACUAUCAUCUGAUGAGCCGCAGUUUACCGGAGUUAUACGACCACCGAACCGCCGACUUGAGGAUCGUAUAAACACGCCAACUGUGAAACCGGAGGACCAUGGCAUUGUGGACAGUGCUGAAUUAAUAUAUAGAUAUUGCUAUCCUUGCCGGCAGGCACAUGGAAACCAAUACAACACUCCAACAAUGAGUCAGGCUGAAUUAAACUAUUUGCUUAAAUUUGUUGUCGAGGAAUACAAAUCCUGGCUUCCUGAUGAUACCUACUCUCCGACGAAGCUGUUUAACAAUCGGAACCCAUCACCUGAGGUUAUUGAUAAUAUGGAACUGUGUAAGAAAAUGUUGCUACGGAUACCGGCAUCGGUGGAUAUAAUACAGCAAAAAGUAUCUAAUGUGGAAUAUAAAACUCUGGAAGAGUUUGGCACCGAUAUACAGGAUAUUGCCCAUAACAUUGCCAUAAUUCAUGGAGCGAAUUCUCUCGAGUAUGAUGCUGUCAUGUACUUUGUAACGGAUUGUAUGUAUGAUCUUCACGAAAUUCGUCAGUGUCCAGAUUGUUUCCGGCACUCCAACGAGAAAGCAGAGUCUGAUUGGUUUGCGAGACCCUGUAUCACCCGACAUGAACUAGUUUUUGCAAAGCAAAAAGGAUACCAGUAUUGGCCAGCAAAAGUGAUUCGUGUUUAUAACAGCAAAUACGAUGUUCGCUUCUUUGGCGAUAAACAUUUUCGUGCUGUUAUCGAUGGCACCAAUGUCAAACCAAUAGAUACCGAUUUUCAGGAAAUGAAAAUCAAUCUCAAACAGCGUGGAUUUCAAAAGGCGUUGGAUGAAUUACACAAAUAUCAAGCCAUGGUCAGUCUCCCGAAGGGUUAUUACGCGUAUGGAAAUCAAACAGCGACACCUGUGAAUAUUAUGCUGCGAUCAUCGCAAAUUGGAUCGUUGUAUGUGACAUCGCCGAAGCCGUUGACGGAUGUCAGAAAAAGAGGUCGUAAAUCUAAGCAAGCGUUGAAAAAUGUAAUUACUACAAACGAAACCACUAAUGGUGACACUUCUCCUCAGAAAACUGCACAAAGAACAAGAUCUAAAACACCGGAAAUGCGUAUUACGAGACAAAAAGAGAAACAUUGUUUGGUACCAAUAAGUAAUGAAAUCUCACAGUCGAAUCCGAAAAGACUUCGUCCUAAUUACAAUAUCAUUCCGCUGAAUGGGUCAGGUUCGUCUAACGAAACUCUUGUACGUUCGGAUGGAGAAAAAGAAUCUUUCAAACCACGCAGUCCUCGUAUAAAAGCACAGUUGAAAAACCAAUUUUCGGAAGAUGUUGUGAAAUUGAAGGCUUUGAUGGACGAGAUGGAUGAUGUCGAACAAAUCAAGAAGCUGGCAGUGAAUGCUCUUCAAGAGGAUAUUAAUCGGUGGCAACAAAAAAUUCGCACCUUGAUUACUGACUAUAACGGUCGUAUAUCCGAAGUUAAGCGUAAGCAAUGGUGUAACAGUUGUGAACUUGAAUCGAUACUUCACUGCUGCUGGAAUACAUCGUAUUGCUCGCGGAAUUGCCAAGAAAAGGACUGGCCAAAUCAUAGAAAACAGCACAAAUUCGUUAAGAAAUAAUUUUCGUUUAUUCCUUUGUUUUCACUGAUUAGGGGUAUUCUUACACUGUCACGAUUCCCUUUGUCUUUGCAUUGUCAUGUUGUCGUGACGCUGUGUAUUUUAACAAUUAAUACGUUAGCAUCUUCCUCCUUCAUUAAUCAUUAUCAUAGUAGUAUUGUCACUACGAAUUCUACAUGGCAAUCAUGUAAAAACAAUAGGAAGUAUUUUGGAACGAAAAACAAGCCCGAGGAUCUGAACGUUGGGCGUUAAAACAAAAUACAAAAGAUUGUUGAAUUUAAAAAAGUAAUAAACUGAAUUUAUUCCAAGAAUAAA
Toxorhynchites rutilus septentrionalis is the source of this 2711-nucleotide messenger RNA. Its product is annotated as zinc finger MYND domain-containing protein 11. Lineage: Eukaryota; Metazoa; Arthropoda; Insecta; Diptera; Culicidae. Gene Ontology annotation, biological process: regulation of transcription elongation by RNA polymerase II. Bases 159 to 2399 code for a protein of 746 amino acids. The transcript has 9 exons. Gene Ontology annotation, molecular function: protein binding; transcription corepressor activity. The record is from RefSeq and is a predicted model, not a curated record.